CACCAUAACUGCGACCAUAGUGUCCUAGCUCCUAGCAACCACACAAUUUCGCCGAACCGCCGCUUGCCAAAAAUCAGAUUUUUUUUGUAAGUAAGAGAAAAUAAAACAAAUGAAGGUAUAAAGUGGCGCAGUGCUCAACAGAUGACUUUCGUUAUUAAAUACACGAAGAAAACACAAAGCUCGUCGACGGCGGCCUCCUCCUCCUCAUACUGCUCUCCAAGCUAUAAUGGCAAGGAAUUAGUUUGCAACACAGUCGAUGGAUGUGUGACACCGCACCUCUGGAUGGAUCAAUGGAGCUGCGGGUGUGGCUGGAAGGUGGGCCACAGCGGGUGGUGUGUGGUGUAACUGAAGCCACCACAUGUCAGGAUGUGGUGUAUGCGCUGGCACAGGCAACUGCACAAACCGGCCGAUUUGCUCUUGUGGAGCGCAGCCGUCGCUCGGAGCGCCCUUUAGCACCUUCCGAUCGGCCGCUGCGGCUGCUUGCCCGCUGGGGACGCUGUGCAUCCGAUGUCCACUUCCUGCUAAGGCGUUGCGGUCCCGCAAAGGCUGCCACCCCGCCACACAGCGGUGUGGCUGUGCAGGCAUCCCUCCCAUUGGAAAGGGUGUCGCAUCGGCCACGGCGGCCACCGCCAUACGAUGAGGCAGUCACACGGCUCGCGGCUGGUACGCACCACUUGUUGCCUUCUCGAGGGGGGGACCCACCUCUUCAGGGCCUGGGGGACUCGCCCAGCAAGCAGCAGCCACCCGACGACUACUCGGAACUGCUUCGGGUGGUCAGCCUUCAGAGAGAGCACCUGCACAAGGUGCAUGAGGAACUGGCCCAGAAGGAUGCUGUUUUCUGUCCUGCAGAGCUGUCCACGUGGGAGGAGGCUCCCCUGGAAGAGCAGCUGCACCUUUCGCGGCAGGAAGAGCGCACGCUGCACUCCGAGUUGACACUGGCCCGCUCCCAGCUGGCCACCUGUGAGGCACGCCUGCUGCAGUGCCGUCAGCGUCUGUGCCAGCUAGGACACGAGCUUUCAUCAGAGAAGAAGCGGUGUCCAGCAGGGGCGUGUGACGAAGAAGACCUGUCCAAGCAGCUGUCCGAGCGUCGGCGCGUGGUGGCUCAACUGAGUGAAGAGUUGCGCGAGGCCAACCUGGAGGCCCUGGCUUUGGCUGAUGCUGACCACAAGCAUUGGCUGGAGGCCUCUGGAGGGUUUUUCAAUCGUCCAGGAAGCACACGGAAGAUCAUUGGAUCUCCACGACAGCUAGAAAGUGCAGUGCCUACUAGCAAGAAUCCAAAUGGUGUCUGGGUAUGACUGAAGCCUGCAGCAGUGCCCGCUGCAACCAAGAGCACUGCUGCACUCUGCUAGGACAAAUUGUGUGAUUGCUUUCGGGUGUGCUGCAGGCCAACCUUGAAGGCUCUGUUCCAGUGAAAAUGGUUCUAACUGUGCCUUUUAGGCUUCGUUUUGUGGAGGCUGCUGUGAUCACGUGGUGUGCUGUGGACUAAUUAUGCAUGGCGGGACCAAGUUUUGUAAUUCUGAUUACACUGAGUUCACCUCGGGUUGACAUGCCCAGCUCACAUGGGUGGCCUUGUCCAUAUUGUUUGCAAAAAGUGUAGUGGGAGCUGCCAAACUUUGCAUGGUGCUGAAACAGUGAGUGGUGGAUGGGACUAGGGUAACAGAUUUCAACCCGUCGCUGCUGCAUUCAGCCAUUGUACUCAGUUCCUCGGAAUGACAGUCCUGAAUGCAGUGGCAGUGCAAAUCUGGUCAUAUCCACACACAUGUGGAUUCCUAAGGUCUUCCAGGUUUUGCUGAUGUUGAUCACAACCAGAAUAAACACAUAGUGCAAGGCAGUAGGUUAUACAGCCAAGAUGUCAUUGCAGACUAAUGCUCAAAAAUCUAGUGUUUUCAUUUGCCUUUUUUUGUUGUUGUUGCUGUCCCCUGUAUGUUCCGUAUGCUUUUAUCAUUUUUGGCCAUGUGGUGUAUUGCAGCCAAAAGUGCUCGAUUAGCCAGUCACUAUUUUUAACCACAGAAAUAAGGGUAGCAAAGCCAAGCAAGGAAGUCCACACUUAAGCCCAAUUGUACUUAAAAGUUCGUUUCCAAUCUCAACGGCUUCAUCUUGCUCAGUCUUGCUGUCUAAUGCACUUAUCGCAGCUACCUGCAAUUCCACGGCAAUUCGGGCAGAGUGAGCAAAACUGUGUUUGUUUUUUGGAAAGAGUUGGUAUCAGAUAUUAUUAUUUACCAUUUGCUAAUCGGUGUUUGAAAUCCCAGAGGAGGCGUUUACAUUAAGGCAACAUCUUUGAGUAGUUUCUCAUGACAGUGACGCUCACUAACAAAUCUCAGUACUUGUUGCUUUGCUGAAACAGUGCAGGCACUUCGUUACUACAGUGAGGUCUGUUGUUAGUACCGUAUUUACUCAUAUAUUGAUUGCAUUCACAUAAUGUUCGCACCCCUCAAUUCCAUCAGCAAUUUUUUUUUCCUUCCCACAUAGUAACUUCACCCUCAAAUUUCGUCAACAAAAUUACUAGAUGUUAAAAAAAAAAUUUCCCCGCGUAAUAAACGCACCCCCUAACUUUGCUGCAAUUUUUUGGAAAGAAAGUGAGUUUAUUACGUAAGUAAAUGUGGUAAUUCUAUCAACAAAAUGUGAUUUUUUUGGUUUCCUUCUGUGUAAUAAUCACACUCCAGAAUAAUUUUGUUUGUUUUUCUUCCCACAUAUUGACACCUCUAGAUCCUGUCUGCAGAAUUUUUUUUUCGUUAAUGAUUUUACACCUGAAUUCUGUCGUGAAAAUUUGUCUUUCUUCUUGAAUAAUGAUCGCACUCAUAGAUUCUGUCAGCAGAAAUUUUCUUUUUUUUUUCAUUCACUGAAUGAUUGUACCCUGACCUUAUUGUCUUUGCAACAUUACUGAUCAUUGUUUCAUGAGGCAGGCGCUGCACCAUAAAGUGCGCUGGUACCAACAUUGCAUUGGUCUUCUGUUGAAAACUCUCCGAGUAUGUGUUGGAAAACGGGUGUCGGAAAGACAUGAUGCCUUUGUGAAUUAUGAUAUUAAUGCGAUGCUGAGCUGCCUUUACAUCCUCCCCGCUAAUGAAAUUACCUUUUUUUGACAUUGUGGAUUUUAGCUAAUAUCACCUUGUUGUAGUGCAGAUAAAGACAGAUCAAGAGAGCAGUUUGUCAGCCCCUCACCCUUCCUCCUUUUCUUUUCUGUUUUUUACAGUUGGCCACUUGUGCAAUUUGGCCUUGAAGCAAUUUAUACAAAGCGUAGUGAAGGUGUGCUUUUAUGCUAAUGUUUUUGCCUGAUUGUUUUGGUUACAAAUCCUAAAAAUUUGCCAUUCCAUAGCCAUGCCGAGAAUUCCAACUUGCUACCAUAUUUUUCUCAUAAACUUUUACACGGCAUAAUGCUUGCACCCAGGAACCUCGAGACUGUUUUUUUAGAAGAAAAGUGCGAUCAAUAUGCAAGUCAAGACAUUAUGUUGGCUUCUCGCUUGGCAGCUCAGUUUGCCGCACAUUUUGGCUCAUAUGUUUAGAGGUGUAUUGUAGUUGUGCUGGCAUGCAAGCGAAUCAAUAAAGACCCGUGAUGUUGGAAGCACUUAUUUCGAAGCCAUCGGUAUUUUUGCCUGGCUGGUAAUAUAUCUCUUGCAAUCGCUAUGCAUCCCCCACGGUAGCUUUCACAUUAAAGGAACAUUGAC
Messenger RNA from Rhipicephalus microplus (southern cattle tick), 3662 nucleotides. RefSeq names its product ras association domain-containing protein 8 (gene RASSF8). Lineage: Eukaryota; Metazoa; Arthropoda; Arachnida; Ixodida; Ixodidae. Gene Ontology annotation, biological process: signal transduction. The record is from RefSeq and is a predicted model, not a curated record.